Messenger RNA from Anolis carolinensis (green anole), 3034 nucleotides. Its product is annotated as forkhead box protein G1-like. The record is from RefSeq and is a predicted model, not a curated record. NCBI's taxonomy places the organism in Eukaryota, Metazoa, Chordata, Lepidosauria, Squamata, Anolidae. The coding region runs from base 582 to 1583 and encodes 333 amino acids. Gene Ontology annotation, molecular function: DNA-binding transcription factor activity; sequence-specific double-stranded DNA binding. Gene Ontology annotation, cellular component: nucleus. The transcript has a single exon. Gene Ontology annotation, biological process: regulation of transcription by RNA polymerase II.
CUUUAUUUAUACCCCGCCACCAUCUCCCCAACGGGAACUCGGGGCGGCUUACAUGGGGCCAUGCCCAAAACCAUACAAUAUGACAGAAUAUAAAACAACAUAUCAUAAACAAUUUAACAAUACAAUAAAUAAUAACAUACAUUACAACCCAAAAUUCAGAAAAAGCAAUAAAAACCAGGGCAGGCCACAUGAACACUAAGUUAAAACUCGGUGAGAAAGACAUAUGAAUAAAACCACGGGGAGCAGGGACAUAAAAUAGUGGAAACAGUCUAGAGGAUAGAUGUCUAUGUUAAUGUCGCCCGAAUGCGAUGUUCUCCUUGGCCAGAGAGCAAUGCGCUCCAUGCCAUGACUCCUGAACAAAUAUGAAGAAAAGAAGGCGUGGAUAAGGAUAGGAUUGGCUAGACAGCGAGACGGCCGACCAGUUUAUUGGCUAUACAGAGAGGGAACCUCAUAGUGGAAAUAGCUGUGGCCUGUCCCAAAAAAGUAUAUCUCUAGUGGAUCUGCUGGACAGCUUAGCUGCGACGAUUGAGUCUUGCCCUGACCCACGACGACGCAGCUCCAUACGUCCUCUGUCGUCAGCGAUGGAAGGGUUAAACGCCAACAGCUGGGUCCUGAAAUCUCCUUUCAGCAUCACCAACCUCCUCCAAGAUGUGGCCUCAAGCGAUGUUCCCCGGGGACCUCUAUCCUCCUCCUCAUCAUCAUCACCUUCGUCAAUGGGGGACGAGGCCGUUGAAGGACACCCGAAGACGAGACCGGGGGAACGGCGUCAAGGGAAAGAGGAAAAGCCACCGUUCAGUUACAACGCCUUGAUCAUGAUGGCCAUCCGCCAGAGCCCUGGGAAGCGGCUCACGCUCAACGGCAUCUACGAGUUCAUCAUGAGGAGCUUCCCCUACUACAAGGAGAACAAGCAAGGCUGGCAGAACUCCAUCCGGCACAACCUCAGCCUCAACAAGUGCUUCGUCAAGGUGCCCCGGCACUACGACGACCCCGGCAAAGGCAACUACUGGAUGCUGGACCCUUCCAGCGAAGAGGACGUCUUCAUCGGAGGGGCCACCGGCAAGCUGAGGAGGAGGUCCCCAAGCUCUCAGGCCAAGCUGGCAUUCAGGAGAGGACAAAGGUUAUCCUCAGCCGGGGUGACCCUCUCAGGGUCCUUCUACUGGCCCUUCCCCCCUUUUUAUGGGACAUCCUCAGCUUUCCUGGGUCACCACCAACCUGGUUCCUUCUCGUCUACGUUCCCCCAUCAGGUCCCAACUCCUUCGGGGAUCCAGAGACAAAUGGACGGAGCAGAAGACCCUUACGGGAGUCACCAACACGUCGCCGCAACCAUGUUGGCCUCGGCCGUACCCCGCUGCCUCUCUGCAGCCGAACCUUUGGACUCCUAUUCAGUGAACUUUGUGGCCGGCCAAACGAGUUACGUUUUGUCUCCGAGGCACACUUUGCCAUUCGGGUUUCAAGCCGGCCUUCUGUCAAAAUCCACUGGAAGUGUCUUCCACGGUGGUCCUCUGGCUUUCCCUGGACAACUUUCCCCCGAAGCCCCAAGCUAUUUCCCUUUUCAGAACCACGGCGCUCCAUUUCAUCCUUGAUUAUAUUGCCUUCCUUUAGAGCCGCCCGGCAGUCUUCAAAUCUAUGCGUUGAAAAUCAGAACAACCAGACUAUAUUGAUGAGAAUCCUCUUGAGAAAUUUGGACUCGUGCAUAAUCCUAUCUUUUUUCUAUAUUUUUUUAGGAUGGAAGCAGAGCAUCAUUCUUUGUGUGCUUCUUCUUCUAAUUCAGCUUCGGGAUCACAAAGAAGUCAGCAACCUUCUCACUUGGAUUCAGUACCCACUUUCCCAUUUUUUUUUUUUGGACUGGUGCUAUUUGGUUAAAGGGAGACAGAAUUGCCCCAGCAGAAUUAUUUCCGUACUUUCUUCAAAUUUUCCUUUCUAGCACUAUUGAUUAGCAAUCUGAUUGGUAAACCAUCCCUUUUACAGGCACAAAUUUACAGUGGAGAGGAAGUUUGUUGUAUCGCUCUGUCUAUUGAAUAUUUGCUUUUUUAUCAUUUUGGAUGCAGGUUGGUGGGAUUGGAACAUGAAAUGCUUAAAUCAUCAUCCUGUAAAAUGUUAAUUUUGCUUGGUUGUGCUGUGAAGUUAUUCUUCGUAAAAGGAUUUCCGCUGCUUGGUUUGUAAUCCGAAGAGUUCUGAGUUUGCCGCUCAACCUUCAAGCGAGGCUCGUAUCGAAAUCAACUGGAAAUCUCUCCCUCAAAUUGCAUCCUCCAUUCAUGUUGGACUAUAACUUUUGUAAGAUCUCUGAGUUCUUAGAAGUCCCAUUUGUUCUUCCAGUCUGCCCAGUCAAGAAGUUGAGGCUAAGCCAUGGCUAGGAAGGUGAGCCCAAAUUCUGAUUUUAGCUUUACAAGAACGACCAACGGGAAAGAUGUCAUCCUAGGAAAAGGCCAUCAAACAUAUAACAAUAGCACUCUAGGAAAUUGAGAUGUCUUCAUUCCUCAAAACAAUCCCUGCUUAUAGUGUAGGGACCGGAACUCAGAGCGUGGGUUGGUCUACAAAUCCCAACAACUGGCCUCAAAAGGAAGAAUCAUAUUAUCAUGAAUAUUAUUUUGUUAUGGAUUAUCUGGCAAUGAGAACCAGCCAGACUUUGCUUGGUCCAUUGGAUCAAACAUUUCGUCUACAUCAACAGUCAUAGGGAGCUGCGGUGGAGCAAUGGGUUAAACCCUUGUGCUGGCUGAACUACUGACCUCAAAGUCAGUGUUUCGAAUCCGUGAGACGGGGUUAGCUCCCAUCUGUCAGCCCCAGCUUCCCAUGCAGGACAUGAGAGAAGCCUCCCAGUAGGAUGGUAACACAUCUGGGCGUCCUCUAGGCAACAUCCUUGCAGACAGCCGAUUUUCUCACACCAGAAGUGACUUGCACUAUGUUCACUUCUGACACAAUUAAAAAAAAACAGUCAUAUUCAAGAUACUCCAAGGAAGCUCACAACGUAAUAAUACAAAGUGAUCUACAAUAUCCCAUAAUCAAAGGGAUGCUUUUUUAUAUAAGAAAGAACAUG